This is a messenger RNA of Cynara cardunculus var. scolymus (artichoke), 1404 nucleotides long. Its product is annotated as probable protein phosphatase 2C 9. Gene Ontology annotation, biological process: protein dephosphorylation. Gene Ontology annotation, molecular function: protein serine/threonine phosphatase activity. The coding region runs from base 322 to 1167 and encodes 281 amino acids. Gene Ontology annotation, cellular component: cytosol; nucleus. The transcript has 6 exons. The record is from RefSeq and is a predicted model, not a curated record. NCBI's taxonomy places the organism in Eukaryota, Viridiplantae, Streptophyta, Magnoliopsida, Asterales, Asteraceae.
UCCACCAAAAAUCAAACCACCCUCCACCCCUCCUUUCUUUCUUCGUUUCUUCUUCAAGGACGGUUACAAGGACCACUAGAAAACCUAAAACCCACUUUCGUACUCCAUACACACAUCGUUUACAUAUAUAUAUAUAUAUAUAUGUAUAUGUAUAUAUAUAAAUAUUUGAUUACCCCCAAUUUUAGUUUCUAUUUUGCGUAGCUUUCUUCUGAUUUUUGGAAAGAUUAGCGAUCGGUACUGAUAUUAAAGGGCUUUUUUUGUUAGAAGAAGAGGUAGAUGUUAAGUCGUAGAUUCAGUUGGUGAGGGAGGCUGAAUUACUCUAUGGGUAAUAUAUGCUGCAAUUCUGUUUCAAAGUUCGCAGGCGGUCAAUCAUCAUCAAAUGGCACUGGCAAGGGACGAGGCCAUCAUGGGUCCGUUAAAUACGGAUUCAGCCUAGUUAAAGGGAAAGCUAAUCAUCCCAUGGAAGAUUACCAUGUUGCCAAAUUUGUUCCUCAUCAAGGUCGCGAGCUUGGAUUGUUUGCUAUUUACGACGGUCAUCUGGGAAUUAGCGUACCUGCGUAUCUUCAAAAGCAUUUAUUCUCCAAUAUCAUAAAGGAGAAUGAGUUUUGGACGGAUCCGAACAGGGCAAUUUUGAAAGCCUAUGAAAGAACAGACCAAUCAAUUCUUUCCCACAAUCCUGACCUAGGAAGAGGUGGAUCUACCGCAGUUACCGCGAUUUUAAUCAACGGUUGUAAGUUAUGGGUCGCAAAUGUAGGAGAUUCUCGGGCAGUUCUGUCGAGAGGCGGGCAGGCAAUUCAGAUGAGCAUCGAUCAUGAACCCAAUACCGAGAGGGGAAGCAUUGAAAAUAGAGGAGGGUUUGUCUCGAACAUGCCAGGAGAUGUAGCAAGAGUGAACGGACAACUAGCCGUUUCACGUGCUUUUGGAGACAAGAAUCUCAAAACCCACUUGCGCUCUGAUCCCGAUGUAACAAAUGCUGAUAUUGAUGCCAGUACAGAAAUUCUCAUCCUCGCCAGUGACGGUCUAUGGAAGGUGAUGUCGAACCAAGAGGCAGUGGACUUGGCGAUAAAAAUCAAGGACCCACAGAAGGCAGCAAAGGAACUAGCAGCUGAAGCAUUGAAUAGAGAAAGCAAAGAUGAUAUUUCAUGCAUCGUGGUUCGGUUCAACUGAAGGAUGGAAGGUGUUUCUCUGUGUGCAGUAUAAGGUGUACAUUGGGGUUGGGGGGGUUGUGUUUGCGAAAUAGAGUAAAAAAAGAUCCGAAAUUUGCGCAUAAAAGAAGGUAGCUAAAGGUUACAUUAUAUAUAUAUGCUCUGUUUUUCUGUGUAAGAAGUUGAGAAGUUCUUUGUAACUCAAGAUUGCAGGGUUUGUGAUUGUUUGAUUUGUUGAGUGAGUAGAGUAUAUACACAA